This is a messenger RNA of Nilaparvata lugens (brown planthopper), 776 nucleotides long. RefSeq names its product glutamic acid-rich protein-like. Lineage: Eukaryota; Metazoa; Arthropoda; Insecta; Hemiptera; Delphacidae. The transcript is spliced from 2 exons. Bases 339 to 776 code for a protein of 145 amino acids. The record is from RefSeq and is a predicted model, not a curated record.
CCUCACUGUGACGCACAUUCACCAACAGUGACAACAUUCUCCAAUGAAUGAAACAAAUUAAAAAUUGAAUUUCGGAUAAAAUUGUUCACGAGAUCUAGGUAAAAUAUAUUUUUAAAUUAUUUACAUGUUUCGAAAAGUACUGGUUUGGAUCAGUUUAUAGUUUCAUAUAUUUUAUAUAAUUUUUAUUGAUCUAUUGAUGGCAUUUUGACACACGUGGUGAGUGGACCAAUAAUACAGCCGAUAAUUUUCACAGUGGAGAAGUUCAUUGUUGUCUCAUUUCAUUCAUUGCAAUUUAUAACAAUUUGAGAGGUUCAUAAUUCCCCCUGCUUCCCUGGACCAUGACAGAAGUAUACAGGGAAGGCGGCUUCAAUGUGUGUGUGGAAAACGGAAUGAUAAAUAUCAGCCAAGAAUUUGACGACGAAGAAGAAGAUGAAGAAAACUACAGAGAAGUUGUAGUCAUUGAUGAUGAUGAUGAUGAAGAAGAAGUAGAAGAACAAAAAGAAGAAGAAGUAGAAGAAGACGAUAAAGAAGAAGAAGGAGGAGGAGUAGAAGAGAAUGGAGAAGGACAUGAAGAAAGUGAAGACGAUGCUGUAGGAGAUGAAGAAGUAGAAGAAGGAGUAGAAGUAGAGAAUGUGGAAGGACAAAAAGAAAGUGAAGACGUUGUUGUCAAUGUUGUAGGAGAAGAAGAACAUGGUGGAGAAGACGAAUUUGAUGAUGAUGAUGAUGAUGAUCAAUCAUCAGUAGAGGAACUGUCGGUGAGUUUUAAGGAAUUUUAA